AAUACAUUUCUAACACUCCCCCUACCCUGUUUUUGUAUACAACUCUCUGUUUCUUCUUACAUUCUUGUGAAGAACAACAACAAUAUAAGCAUGAAGUUCGGUAAGAGCCUGAGCAACCAGAUAGAGGGAACAUUGCCUGAAUGGCGUGACAAGUUUUUGUCUUACAAGGAACUUAAAAAACGUCUGAAGCUCAUCAACCCUCCUGUUGUUGCCGAUGAAACAACCAGGCCCGAGAAACGUCGGAGAUUCUCCGAUGGGGAACGCAUGUCGGAUGAGGAGAUUGAUUUUCUUAACUUGCUGGAGGAUGAGCUCGAGAAAUUCAACUCUUUCUUCGUUGAAAAGGAAGAAGAAUACAUCAUCAGACUUAAGGAUUUGCGCGACAGAGUAGCAAGCGCUGAAGAUUGGAGCGAGGAGAUGAUAGACAUUCGAAAGGAGAUUGUUGAUUUUCAUGGUGAGAUGGUUCUGUUGGAGAAUUAUAGCUCCCUUAACUAUACAGGUUUGGUUAAGAUACUGAAAAAAUAUGAUAAACGAACUGGUGCACUCCUUCGCUUGCCCUUUAUUCAGAAGGUCCUACAACAACCCUUCUUCACCACCGACUUGCUUUACAAGCUUGUAAAAGAGUGCGAGGCAAUGCUAGACCGUCUUUUCCCUAUGGCUGAACGAGCACCUUCCUCUGAGGUACCUGACAAGGAUAAUUUAUCCACCUCUGGACCUGCCAAAAAUGAUGAUUUGGUCAGAAGUGCCAAAGGAGUUUCUGAUAUCGAGUAUGUGAAGAGUCUGUAUAUGAAGAGCACCAUAUCAGCAUUACGAGCUUUAAAAGAAAUUAGAAGCGGGAGCUCCACUGUUAGUGCUUUUUCAUUGCCACCCCUGCAAAUUAGUGGAAUGGAGGAUGCUUGGAUUCAAACUCCGAUUCUCCAACAAGAAGCCAAAUAGUUAAGUAACGUUUUUAGUCUUUGAAUUGCCCUGCCACAUCAUUUAGAGUUCGAUUUUUUGCCAUACUUGUUGGUCUUUUUUCCCUUGCACAUCUACAAUGUAUGGAGUUAGAUACUAAUACACGAAAAAUUAGUAAAUUUGUAAUUUUAUAGAGUUUCCAGUAGACGAACUAUAUGUUGUCUACAUGAUUCUCCGCAGCGAUAUAUCUAUUAUUAUGUUAAAUUUGAGUUGAGACUAU
Molecule: messenger RNA, 1171 nt
Organism: Daucus carota subsp. sativus
Lineage: Eukaryota; Viridiplantae; Streptophyta; Magnoliopsida; Apiales; Apiaceae
Product: SPX domain-containing protein 1
Exons: 3
Coding region: 91-933 (280 amino acids)
Biological process (GO): cellular response to phosphate starvation
Source: RefSeq, a predicted model, not a curated record